Messenger RNA from Myzus persicae (green peach aphid), 1229 nucleotides. RefSeq names its product protein SEC13 homolog. The record is from RefSeq and is a predicted model, not a curated record. The transcript has a single exon. Lineage: Eukaryota; Metazoa; Arthropoda; Insecta; Hemiptera; Aphididae. Gene Ontology annotation, molecular function: protein binding; structural molecule activity. Gene Ontology annotation, biological process: protein import into nucleus; COPII-coated vesicle budding. The coding region runs from base 226 to 1155 and encodes 309 amino acids. Gene Ontology annotation, cellular component: COPII vesicle coat; nuclear pore outer ring.
CUCUUUCGCAGUUUCGUCUCAAACUCAACAGUCAUUUAAAUUGUGCCUGCGCGAUUAUCGCAAGUUGUGUGUUGUUUACCUUUACCGGACUUUACUGUCGCAGUGUCGUACUCGUCUAGUCUGUCUGUGCCGUUAGGUUACCUGGUUACCACAGGGCCACUGUCCUGUAGUGCGUUUUUCAAGGUAUCACACGUCGGACGUGUUAAUAGUGUCUUCGUCAGAAGCAUGUUGUCAACGGCUAGUUCAUUCGAAAGCAUCCACAAGGGGCAAAUUCUUUCAACGGAUAUCGAUUAUUACAAUAAAUAUGUUUGUACUAGUUCUGCGGAUGGCGUCAUUCAAAUUAUCGAUAGCGACAACCCAAACUUGUAUUCAGCGAUACAAUUACAAGAACACGUUGGUCCUGUGUGGCAAGUAAUGUUUUCACAUCCAAAAUUUGGAUUUUUAGCUUCAUGUGGAUCUGAUGGAAAAUUAAUCAUACGUAAAACUAAUAAUGAGGGUGAGUGGAAGGUUGUUUAUCAAUAUGAUGGGCACAAAUCAUCAACAACUUCUAUAGAUUGGGCGCCAUAUAAAUCUGGAGCAAUCAUAGCCUGUUCAAGUGCUGAUGGUACUAUUUCAAUACACACUCUAAUUAAUAAUGAUUGGUCUGCAUCAAAGAUACCUAAUGCUCAUUUAAAUGGUGUUAACUGCAUCAGUUGGUCAAAUGAAUUAUUAAAUAAUAAUUUGCUAUUAGUUAGCGGAGGUAAUGAUAAUAAGAUCAAAAUAUGGAAAGGUCAAAUAGGUAUGUGGAACAUUAUGUAUGAAUCAGACAAUCAAUUAUCUACCAUCAAAGAUAUAAGUUGGAAUCCAACUCCUGGUCUAUACAAACAUGUAUUUGCUAGCUGUGCCUCAAAUGGUAGAGUAUUUGUAUGGGGAAGUGAUGAUUAUUAUGAUUGGGUACAAACAGAAAUUGACCCCGACGACUUGCAAAAACAAAAAAUCAGUUUUUCUCGUUUUGGAACAGUGUUGUCUGUUUCAAUGAACAAUUAUGUUGUAAAACUUUGGAAACAAAUUGAUAAAAAAACUUGGAUGUGUAUGGAUAAGAGUAUUUCCAACAGAAAAACAUUGGAUCGUCAAAACAAAAAUGUUAAUCAAGAUAUAUUUUCUACUAUUGUUUAAUGAAUAUUAUUUUUAAUAUAUUAAUUUUUAUUUGAAAAUUAAUGCAAUUUAAACAUGAUUCUUGACAUAAUUUA